Symbiodinium sp. CCMP2592 is the source of this 4398-nucleotide messenger RNA. NCBI's taxonomy places the organism in Eukaryota, Dinophyceae, Suessiales, Symbiodiniaceae. The record is from the annotation of a GenBank genome assembly.
AUGACGGAACGAAAGCCUCGAAAGUCGAGGAGAGACUACGGAUGCCUUCUAUGGGGUUCUCUUGCCUUGCUCUCCUGUGGUUCAUGUCUGGUGCGGAGUCCUCCGGACUGGUGGAAGGCCGGGCGUCCGCGGCGGAGGCCGGGAAGCCUGGCAGAGGCUGAGCUGCUGUCGCACCUGGCGGUGCUUUUGUUGCCGGAGGAGCCGAUCGCAGAGCUCUUCCGGGACUUUCCUGCACAGAAAAGUGAGGGGUGGGGCAGCAACACUUUGAGUCCCGACAUGGCGCUGUAUGGUGCUUUGGAAUCAGAGGAGGCGGCUCUGUUCUUGGAGUAUGACGGCUUCUAUCGCCAUCAGAAGCCCACGGGCAUUGCAGCUGAUAGUCGCAAGAACACGGCACUGCUGGAUUUGGCUCCUAACGGAUCCUACGUGUUGCGCAUAGCCCAUGCCGAUCGUGGACUGGAGCUUUCGUGCGAGAUGGGGGAAGUUGUUGUGGACUCGUGGCGGCCUGGCGACGACUCAUCUUUGGUUCAAGCACUGCUUCACGUUGCGGAGUUCUUGUUGAAGGAGCUGGGAGUAGUAAUGCAUCCCGAUCGAAGAGCAAGUCUGCAGAACUUUGUUGAUGAUCCUGGUGGGAGCUCCCGCCAAGCAGCAGUUGAGUUCACGGAGACAGUAGCUGCGCAGCGCGACUGUGACUUCGACCCAACACGUCUGCUUGAAUUUCUGCAGAUGCAGCUAGACGUGUCCAUUUCCGAAGCGGAGGAACUUGCAGGGAAAUGCCCUGCUCUGGCACGCCGCGACAUCGACAAAAAACUCAAGCCCAUGAUGCAACAACUGGAAGUCUGGGGCCUGAAGAAGGCUCAAGUUGCGAAGGUGCUUGCUCGAUAUCCCCAAGUGUUGGGAUACAGCAUCGAAGAGAAGUUGAAGCCCACGGUCCAUUGGCUGCGAGAUUUGGGCCUCAAGAAAGUCGAGGUUACCAAUGUGAUUGUCCGAUCUCCACAAAAUUUGGGACUCAGCAUCGAGGAGAACUUGAAGCCUACGGUGCAGUGGCUGCGAGAUUUGGGCAUUACGGAAGUCGAGGUUGCCAAAGUGGCUGGUCGGUUUCCGCAAGUUUUGGGACUUAGCAUCGAAGAGAACUUGAAGCCCACGGUCCAGUGGCUGCGAGAUUUAGGCCUGAAGAAAGUUGAGGUUGCCAAAGUCAUUGCAGGAUUUCCGCAAGUCUCGGGAUACAGCAUCGAAGAGAACUUGAAGCCCACGGCGCAGUGGCUGCGAGAUCUGGGCCUGACGAAAGCCGAGGUUGCCAAAGUCGUUCCACGUCGUCCGCAAGUCUUGGGACUCAGCAUCGAAGAGAACUUGAAGCCCACAGUACAGUGGCUGCGAGAUUUGGGCCUGACGAAAGCCGAGGUUGCCAGGGUGAUUGCUCGACAUCCGCAGUUGUUGGGAUACAGCGUCGAAGGGAAUUUGAAACCGACGGUGCAGUUUCUGCGAGAUUUAGGCCUGAAGCAAAACGAGGUUGCUAAAGUGAUUGCUCGCUUUGCACCGAUUUUGUGGCUCAGUAUCGAAGCGAACUUGAAGCCGAAGGGGCGCUUGCUUUUGGAGUGGUUCUCGUCUGAGAAGAUUCGCCAUUUGCUCGUCCACCAUCCGUGCAUCGUGUGCCUCAAGCGCGAGCGCUGGGUUCGCCGGCACCAGCUUCUCCAAGCAUGCGGCAAGCUUUCUGCGUUCGUGUCUGCGAUGAAAAUGACAGACGCGGAUUUUGCCAAGAGAUAUACGAGGACAGAUUCCAAGAUCAUGCAGCAGGUUAAAACGCAACAACAAGCGCUGCAGGGCCUCCUUCUGAACACUUCUCAGCCUUCCAAUCUUCUCUGCGACCCUGUGAUCCUCCGGAAGUCCUUCUACUAUUUUCGGGUGAAGGCGCCACUUUGGGAAGAGCUUGCACAGGACCGUCGCGAGGCGGACCAGCCUUCUCUCCCUCGGCGACUGCAGCCGGAGCAUGAGGGCCGUCGAGAGCAGAAGGCCACGGAGAGCCUUCGGGUGGCUUCUGUCGGGCCUCCUGGCAUUGGUCCUGUCUUCCUGCAGUUUGUGCGCAGUCCGCAGCCGGGAAGCCUGGCAGAGGCUGAGCUGUUGUCGCACCUGGCGGUACUUUUGCUGCCGUCAGAGCCGAUCGAAGAGCUCUUCCGGGAUUUUCCUGUGCAGAAAAGUGAAGGGUGGGGCAGCAACACUUUGAGUCCCGACCUGGCGGUGUAUGGCGCUUUGGAAUCAGAGGAGGCGGCGCUGUUCGUGGAGUAUGACGGCUACUAUCGCCAUCUGAAGCCCGCGGGCAUUGCAGCUGAUAGUCGCAAGAACACGGCGCUGCUGGAUUUGGCUCCUAACGGAUCCUAUGUGUUGCGCAUAGCCCAUGCCGAUCGUGGACUGGAGGUUUCGUGCGAGAUGGGGGAAGUUGUUGUGGACUCGUGGCGGCCUGGCGACGACUCAUCUUUGGUUCAAGCACUGCUUCAAGUGGCCGAGUUCUUGUUGAAACAGCUGGGGACAUCAAUGCAUCCUGCUCGAAGAACAAGUCUGGAGAGCUUCGUUGAUGAUCCUGGUGGGAGCUCCCGCCAAGCAGCAGUUGAGUUCACGGAGAAAGUAGCUGUAGAGCGUGAGGGUGACAUCGAUCCAACACAGCUGCAUAAUUUUUUGAGGAUGCAGCUAGGUGUUUCCAUUUCCCAAGCGGAGGAGCUUGUGGUAAAAUGCCCUGCUCUAGCACGCCACGACAUCGACGACAAACUCAAGCCCAUGAUGCAACAGCUGGAAGUCUGGGGCCUGGAGAAGUCUGAAGUUGCGACUGUACUUGCUCGUCAUCCGCAAGUUUUGGGAUACAGCAUAGAGGAGAACUUGAAACCCACGGUGCAGUGGCUGCGAGAUUUGGGCCUGACGAAGGCCGAGGUUGCCAAAGUGAUUGCUCGAUAUCCGCAGUUAUUGGGAUACAGCGUCGAAGGGAAUUUGAAGCCCACGGUCCAGUGGCUGCGAGAUUUGGGCCUGACGAAGGCCGAGGUUGCCAAAGUGAUCGCUCGACAUCCGCAAGUUUUGGGACUCAGCAUCGAAGGGAACUUGAAGCCCACGGUGCUGUGGCUGCGAGAUUUGGGCCUGACGAAGGCCGAGGUUGCCAAAGUGAUUGCUCGAUAUCCGCAGUUAUUGGGAUACAGCGUCGAAGGGAAUUUGAAGCCCACGGUCCAGUGGCUGCGAGAUUUGGGCCUGACGAAGGCCGAGGUUGCCAAAGUGAUCGCUCGACAUCCGCAAGUUUUGGGACUCAGCAUCGAAGGGAACUUGAAGCCCACGGUGCUGUGGCUGCGAGAUUUGGGCCUGACGAAGGCCGAGGUUGCCAAAGUGAUUGCUCGAUAUCCGCAGUUAUUGGGAUACAGCGUCGAAGGGAAUUUGAAGCCCACGGUCCAGUGGCUGCGAGAUUUGGGCCUGACGAAGGCCGAGGUUGCCAAAGUGAUUGCUCGACAUCCGCAAGUUUUGGGACUCAGCAUCGAAGGGAACUUGAAGCCCACGGUGCAGUGGCUGCGAGAUUUAGGCCUGAAGAAAGUUGAGGUUGCCAAAGUCAUUGCAGGAUUUCCGCAAGUCUCGGGAUACAGCAUCGAAGAGAACUUGAAGCCCACGGCGCAGUGGCUGCGAGAUCUGGGCCUGACGAAAGCCGAGGUUGCCAAAGUCGUUCCACGUCGUCCGCAAGUCUUGGGACUCAGCAUCGAAGAGAACUUGCAGCCCACGGUCCAGUGGCUGUGGGAGGUGGGCCUGACGAAAGACAAGGUUGCCAAAGUGAUUGCUCGAUUUCCGCCAGUGUUGGGAUACAGCAUCGAGCAGAACUUGAAGCCCACGGUGCAGUGGCUGCGAGAUUUGGGCCUGAAGAAAGCUGCGAUUGCCAAAGUGAUUGUGCGACAUCCGCAGUUUUUGGGACUCAGCAUCGAGGAGAACUUGCAGCCCACGGUCCAGUGGCUGCGGGAGGUGGGCCUGACGAAAGACGAGGUUGCCAAAGUGAAUGCUCGCUUUGCGGCGAUUUUGUGGCUCAGCAUCGAAGAGAACUUGAAGCCCAAGGUCCAGUGGCUGCGAGAUCUAGGGCUGACGAAGAGUGACGUUGCUAGAAUUAUUUCUAGCUCCCCAACAAUCCUGGCCUGUAGCCUUGAGAGAAAUUUAAAGUCGAAGGGUUGCUUGCUCUUGGAGUGGUUCUCGUCCGAGAAGGUUCGGCAUUUGCUCGUCCACUACCCAUGCAUUCUAACCCUCAGACGUGAGCGCUGGAUUCGCCGGUCCCAGGUUCUCCAGGCAUGUGACAAACUUUCUGUGCUUGGGUCUGCGAUGAUAAUGACAGACACAGCUUUUGCCAAGAGAUUCGAUAACAGAAUGCAAGAUCAGCUGGUGCAAAGAAGGUGA